Messenger RNA from Cynara cardunculus var. scolymus (artichoke), 1314 nucleotides. Its product is annotated as sec14 cytosolic factor-like. Bases 256 to 1053 code for a protein of 265 amino acids. The transcript has 5 exons. The record is from RefSeq and is a predicted model, not a curated record. NCBI's taxonomy places the organism in Eukaryota, Viridiplantae, Streptophyta, Magnoliopsida, Asterales, Asteraceae.
UGUGUGGAAUUUUGAGAUACAUAAUCAAUUGGGGUUCAGAAUUAGGCUUCCAAGGGGCUAUUUUUUUGGUCUUCUUGGCGAGUCGUCAUUUGGUGGGUCUGUUGUACACUGAUUGUGGUGCACCGGUUAGCAGCUGAUCAAGAUUCUCCAAGGUCUCUAUACAUAUAUAUAUACAUACAUGUAGAGAGAGAAUCCAACCUCCCCUCCCCUCCCCUCCGAAUUCUUCAGUUCACUUCCAGUUUGAAGCCCAAAUCGAUGGAGGGGAAAACAGUGGUGGAAUGCAAGAUUUACACAGAAACAGAGAAAAUACAGAGUGUUUGUUUGCAGGAUGAGGAUGGAAGCAGUCAAGAAGAGCACAAGAAAAUUCUUAAAAUGAGAGCUUUACUUGAAAUCCAUGAUCCCACUUCCAAGGAGUGUGAUGAUGUUACAAUCAGACGGUUUCUUCGUGCGCGUGAUCUAGACAUUGAAAAAGCUUGUGCCAUGUUUCUCAAGUACCUAAAAUGGAGGAAAACGUUUAUCCCAGAUGGGUCUAUCUCUGUAUCAGAAAUCCAGAACGAAAUCGCGCAAAACAAGAUGUUUAUGCAAGGAUCAGAUAAGACCGGACGACCAAUUGCAGUCGUGUUUGGAGGUAGACAUCACUGCAACAAAAAAGGAGGUCUUGAAGAGUUCAAACGUUUUGUGGUCUUCGGGCUAGAAAAGUUAUGUUCCAGGAUGCCUCCAGGCCAGGAGAAGUUUAUGGUCAUUGGAGAUCUUCAAGGAUGGGGGUAUUCGUGUAGCGAUAUACGUGGAUAUCUUGCGGCGCUCUCUAUUUUGCAGGAUUAUUAUCCCGAAAGGCUUGGGAAACUGUUUAUACUGCACGUUCCAUACGUGUUUAUGACCGUAUGGAAGAUGGUUUAUCCGUUUAUUGACGAAAAAACGAAGAAAAAGAUCAUAUUUGUUGAGAACAAGCAGCUGAAAUCAACACUGCUGAAAGACAUUGAUGAGAGCCAGCUUCCAGAAGUUUAUGGAGGCAAUCUGAAAUUGGUACCCAUCCAAGAUAACCAAUGUGUCUGAUGUUCUUUUCAGAUUAAGCUGUUAUACUGUCUGAAGUGCAGGCUUAUGUAUAUAGGGUCAUGAUUAAAUGAGAACCUAUCGUGAGAACUUGUACUUUAAGGUAUUAUUUUACAUGUUCUUUUUCCAUCUAAUGCUAUAAGUUAAGGUAUUGGUUAUUUGUUUCAUAACGAAACAUUUUUACAUGUAUUUUUGUAAACACAAACUUGUACAAAGGUUUCAUUUUGUGAAACGAGCAUAUGAAACAAGUACAUGUUAAUCGGC